GGACAAGCUGGACUGGGAGGGUCGUAAAAAAAACUCUUGACAAUGUAUAGUUAUUUAGUUGCAUAAAUACAUAUUGGAGGAGAGGUCAGGAGAAACAGUUGUGAUAGAUCUAAGGAUUAAGGAUUAAUAUGAUCACAUGCAAAGACAAAGAAAGACCUGUUGCAAAAGCAGUAGCUAAACACAGCUAUUUCGUGGUUGCUAUGCAUCCACAAAUAUGCCGAAAGUAAACGCCUCUUUCUUCCCCCCCAAAAAUAGCGUGCGUCGUGCCAGUUGGCCGUGAACGAAUAGUGUAGUUGAAGUUAGAACACACCGAAAUUCCAUUUUCGCGACACUUACCAUCUCCUCUCCAAUAGCUAUGGGUUAAAUGUUAAACCCUUGAUAUAGCCUACCCGUUGAUGAGGUCAGUAGAGCGAGAGUGAGGGGUAGAGAUCGAGGUGGGGGUUGUAGAGACAGGAAAGAACGGGAGAAAAGGAGGGAGAGGGAAGGAGGGGAAUAGACAGCCAUUACCGAAUCACAGUCGUGGUAUUCAUCGCUUCCUUGUCCCGGGUCAGUACAAACGGCUGAGUAGCAGCCCUGAUCAGACCGUCUGUACCUAAACGUGCUUCCGAAAGAGGAAAGACGCUUGUCGUGAGGAGGGCGACUCGAAGAGCCACAGCAUCCCUGUCUCUGUAACCCCGUAAAAUAUUCCGACUCGAGGACCGCUAUUCCCCGCCCCUCUCUUUUUCCAGCCCUCCGGCGUGAUGGAGUCCUCGGACGAGGAGACACUGAGCGAGCGCUCCUGCAUUAGCGAGAGGAGCGAGCGGUCUUUGCGUAGCGAGCGCUCGGGGGGCUCCCUGUCCCCCUGCCCGUCCGGGCCCCAGGGCCCCCCUGGGGACACCCUACCUUGGAACCGACCGUCCAGACACGAGAGAGGAGAGAGGAGGAAGAGGAAGACCCACGACUCGGUGCUGGACCCGGCGGAGAGGGCGGUGGUGCGUGUUGCUGAUGAGCGAGACCGGGUGCAGAAGAAAACCUUCAUGAAAUGGGUCAACAAACAUCUCAUCAAGGUGAGGAAGCACAUCACAGACCUGUACGAGGAUCUGAGAGAUGGACACAACUUGAUCUCCCUCCUGGAGGUCCUCUCUGGAGUCACCCUGCUGCAUUUUUCAUUUCUUCCUGCUCUACCUCUUUCUCACGUUCUCUUUCUCUUUGAUCUCUUUAUUUUGGACAAUCACCUCAUCUUCAUCCCUCCAUACAAUUCUUUCAUCCUCCAUCCACUCUUCUCUCACUCUCCUCAUCCCCCCUUCCCCUCUGGAUGGCAGCAGCUCAAGGGCGUGUCCUCGCUGAGGAGGGUGUGUAUCUCCCGAGCUCCCCCGCUCAUCUUGCUCGGGGGGGAAGAGGUGGAGGAUGGAGCUCAGGGACCCAGAGAAAAGGGUCGCAUGCGAUUCCACCGGCUCCAGAAUGUCCAGAUCGCCCUGGACUUCCUCAAACAGAGACAGGUCAAACUGGUGAACAUCCGGAACGAUGACAUCACAGACGGCAACCCCAAGCUGACACUGGGCCUCAUCUGGACCAUCAUCCUGCACUUCCAGAUCUCUGAGAUCUAUGUGAGCGGUGAGUCUGGGGACCUGACGGCUAAGGAGAAGCUGUUGUUAUGGAGCCAGAAGGCCUCCGAGGGCUGGCCUGGCCUCCGCUGCACCAACUUCUCCUCCUCCUGGAGCGACGGGCGCAUGUUCAACGCCCUGCUCCACCGAUUCAGGCCAGAUCUGAUUGACAUGGAGGUGGUGGCACAGCAGAGUAACCUUGACAACCUGGAGCAGGCCUUUGAGAUCGCAGAGUCGCUAGGGGUGACCAGACUACUGGACGCUGAAGAUGUGGACGUUCCGUCUCCAGAUGAGAAGUCGGUCAUCACAUACGUCUCCUCCAUCUACGAUGCCUUCCCCAAGAUCCCAGAGGGAGGAGAGGGCAUCGCAGCACACGAGGUGGACCACCGCUGGGCAGAGUACCAGUCUCGUUUCUCCAUGCUGCGCCAGUGGAGCCGGCAGCACACGGCCCUCAUGGCCAACAAGAACUUCCCACUGGACCCUGUGGAGCUCAAGGCACUUUACAAUGAGUACGUCCAUUUCAAAGAGACGGAGAUCCCUGCCAAGGAGCUGGAGAAGAGUGGUGUUGAACACCUCUACAAACUGCUGGAGGUAUGGAUGGAGUUUGGGCGCAUCAAGCUGCCCCUGGGCCUGCACCCCAACGACCUGGAGGAGGAGUGGGGCAAGCUGAUCCUGGAGAUGCUGGAGAGAGAGAAGGCCCUGCGGCCCGCUGUGGAGAGACUGGAGUUAUUGCUUCAGAUGGCCAAUAAGAUCCAGAACAUGGCCCUGGACUGUGAGGAGAAACUCACCCUGGCCAAGAACACACUGCAGGCCGACAUGUCCCGGGUGGAGAGUGGCGAGGCGGUGCGUUGUGAGAGGGAGCUGAGCUUGUACCUGCAGGACUGUGAGGUUCUGAUCAGACGGCUCAACGUGGACCUCCAUGUCCUCAGGGACCAGAAGUACUACCAGGUGGAGCAGCUCGCCUUCAGAGUGUCCUGUCUCCACGAGGAGCUGGUCUCUCUCCGGCUCCAGUGCUCCAGCGUCUACAGGAAGGGUCACUUCUCCCCGGUGACGGGGGGAGACCGGACGGCCCUGCGGGGGAGCGACAGUGGUGUCUCCCUGUCCACUGGGGCCCAGACCCUACUGGGGGCAGUGGGGGUGAUGGGGGCAGCCCUGCUCAGGAGACCCAUGUCCCGCUCUCAGCUGGUGGCCAUGUCAUCCUCAGAGGACGAGGGGAGUCUCCGGUUCGUCUAUGAGCUCCUGGGAUGGGUGGAGGAGACACAGGACAUGCUGGAGCGUGCAGAGUCGGGGGCGGACCUGCCCUCCGUAGAGCAGAACCUCCAGGACCACCAGAACAUCCACACUGCCGUGGAGGAGCUACUGCACAGCCUAAAGGAGGCCCGCAACUACGAGACGAAAGUCUCUCGUAACUUCAGAAGCAAUUAUUCGGACACUCUGGCCAAGCUGGAGCAGCAGUACUGCAAACUACUGGAAAACUCAUCGUGGCGUAUGCGCUGCCUGGAGAGCCUGCAUGCGUUUGUGUGUCGCUGUACAGAGGAGCUGAUCUGGCUCAAUGAGCGAGAAGAGGAGGAACUGGCCUACGACUGGAGCCACAACAACACCAACGUCAACGCCAAGAGAGAUCUAUACGCCGAAAUGAGGUCAGAGCUGGAGGAGAAACAGGAAGUGAUGCACUCGCUGCAGGAAACGGCCGACCGGCUCUGUCAGGAGAACCACCCGGCCAAACAGACAGUGGAGGCGUACAGUGCAGCGCUGCAGACCCAGUGGCAGUGGGUACGCCAGCUGUGUGUGUGUGUGGAGCAGCAUCUCAAAGACAAUACUGCCUACUUCCAGUUUGUGAGUGACGCACGGGACUGCGAGACGUACCUGCGUCAGCUCCAGGACACCAUAAAGAGACAGUACACCUGUGACAAGAGCAGCAGGCUGGGCAAGCUGGAGGACCUGCUGCAAGACUCUAUGGAGGAGAAGGAGCAGCUGAUUGAGUACCGCAGCUCUGUGGCCAGCCUGGUGGGCCGGGCCAAGACGGUGGUGCAGCUCCUCCCCCGCAGCGCCGAGAGCACCCUGGGAAGCACCACGCCCAUCCGCGCCAUCUGUGACUACCGGCAGAUAGAGAUCACCAUCAGCCGAGGUGAGGAGUGUGUGUUGGAGGACAAUUCUCAGAGGACUAAAUGGAAGGUGAUCAGCCCCAGUGGGAAUGAGGCCAUGGUGCCGUCAGUCUGCUUCACCGUACCACCGCCCAACCAGGAGGCCAUGGACACCGCCAGCAGGAUGGAGCAGCUGUACCAGAACGUGAUGUCUCUAUGGCACAAUCUACACGUCAGCAUGAAGAGUGUGGUCUCCUGGCACUACCUGCAGAAAGACAUCAGGACCGUGGCCUCUUGGAGCCUGGACACGGUACGUUCCCAGACCCCUGUGGCCAGGGACCAGGCUCUGAACCAUUUGGAGGCCCACCUGGCUGACUUCCUCUCUGACAGCAAAGAGAGCAUCCUCUUCAACCCCGCUGAGAGACGCGAGCUGGAGAGAGACGCCCACACCGCCCAGGAACACUGCCAGGACCUGCUGGUCAACAUGGAGACAGUGGAGAAGGAUGAGUCUGUCUCUCGGUCCUACCUGUCAGAGCUCCAGAACAUUAAACUGCGUCUGGAGGAGGCGGAGCAAAAGCUGAUGCGCGGCAUUCAGACUCUGCCCCCUAGCAACCUAUCAGGCAACAGCGUCGACAACACUGUUCAAAUUGCAGAGCAAGAGAAGCUGCAGUCGGACCUGGAUGGUCUGAGGACCAGUCUUGGCGAGGUGUCGCGUCGCUGUGUGAGUUUCUUUGAGGAGAAGCCCACCUCCUCCAGUGUUCCCGUGCUGCGCUCUGAACUCAACCUGGCUGUGGAGAAGAUCGACAGACUACACAACCUCUCCUCUGUCUACCUGCGCAAGCUGAAGACAGUGGAUGUGCUGAUCCACAGCUUGCAGGCUGCAGAGAGCCAGGUGAAGAGGUACGAGAGCAGGCUGAGUGAGGAGGACAUCGUUCCUGCAGACGCCAACGCCAUCCAGGCCCUACGGGAACAACUGGGGACGUGGCAGUCGGAGCUUGAGGACCAGGAGAGGGUGUUGAGCUCCCUGCAGUCGGGGGUGCAGAAGGCCCGGGUGGCGGGGACUCAGCUGAACAGGCUCCACCCAGACCGCAGCCCGGAGCUGGAGCGCUACCAGGAGAAAGCCGCCCAGCUCACCGAGAGGUGGGCCGGAGUCAAGAGACAGAUGGACACACGGCGAGCCGAGCUAAAGGCCCUGGGCUCAGUCCUGCAGCAGUACAGAGACGGCCACUCUGCUCUGAUCCACUGGAUAGAGGAGACCACUGAGAGACAGGAGAACACCCAGCCUGGACAGACUGACAGCAGAGUCCUGUCUGAACAACUGGCAGAACAAACGGCAUUAGUAGCCGAGAUCGAAAAGAACCAGACCAAACUAGACGAGUGCCAAACCCACUCGAAACAGUACUGCACCUCUGUCAAGGACUACGAGCUACAACUGAUGACAUUCAAAGCCUUUGUGGAGUCGACCCAGAAAUCCACUGUUAAGAGGAGGAGGAUGCACUCUUCAUCAGACGCCAUCACGCAGGAGUUCAUGGACUUGCGCACACGCUACACAGCCCUGGUUACCUUGACGACGCAACACGUCAAGUACAUCAGCGAUGCACUGAGGAGACUCGAGGAGGAAGAGAAAGAGGUGGAGGAGGAGAGGCAGCAGAGGGUGGGCCAGGUGUCAGAGCUGCUGGGCUGGGUCAAGGGCCUCCAGGGCCCCUCCGCCGAGUCAUCCAUUGCGGCGCAGCAGGCUGUCAGUGAGCAGUUAGCGGCUAAGAAGGAGGAGGUGGCUCAGGCUAUCAGGAACACCCAAGUCUUCCUGAUGUCUAAACAGGCCAGCAAGUUGUCCCCAGAGGAACGUGUCCAGGUGACCUCCCAGCUGGAUGAGCUGACGGCCACCUACAGCCAGCUGUGUGACCGUUCCACCGCCCGACUGCAACAGCUGGAGCAGGAGCAGGCCAAAGAGGAGCAGAGAAAGAGCCAAGCUGCCAUUGGCGGAGUUAUUGACCUGGGCACCAUGGAAACUGUCCCAGUCUUCCAAGCUGCUCAGCGUGGCCUCAUUGAUCAGGACACCUGCCAUGUCUUAUUGGAGGCCCAGCUCACCAUGGGUGGGUUAUUUCAGCCUGUCUCCCCUGUGAGCCUAUCACUGGAAGAGGGCUUCAACUGUGGCCUGAUUGAUAGUCUCAUCAGCCAAUCCCUAGCAGAGCUGGAGAGUGCCUUGCAUCUUGUCGACCAGACAGAACAACUGGAGGGCCAGCUCCUUCCAGUGGCUGCAGCCAUGGAGGAGGGCCUUAUCAGAGAGGAGUUGGGGCUGCGUAUCCUGGAGCUGCAGAUGAACACAGGAGGCCUGAGGGAGUUGGGAGGAAGACGACUGACCCUGGAUAGUGCUGGAGAGAUGGGCCUGCUGACCCCAAGGGUCUACACCAAGCUCAGGUCACGGGUCAAUCGGCGGGAGCUCGUUGACCCUAACACAGCAGAAAAGCUGAAUCUGUCUGAACUGCAGCAGCGCUGUGUCCUCAGCGAUGACACCGGCUUGUAUCUGUUGCCAGUCAAACAGCAGCCAGGAGGCACCGUCUGCCUCGCUUCCGGCAGGAAGGUUGGGAUCUUCCGUGCUGUCCAAGAGAAUCUGAUUGACAGGCAAGUUACGGUGAGAUUGCUGGAGGCCCAGCUAUUUGCUGGUGGGAUUGCUGACCCCCGUACGGGACGCCGCCUGACUGUGGAUGAGGCUGUGCGUCACAAUCUGAUGGACCAGGACCUGGCCUGUGCCAUGCUGACCCGCCAGCUGCAGAGUGGUGGGAUACUAGACCCUGUAAGUGGGGAGCGCCUAGGGUUGGAGGAAGCCAUCCAGAGGGACCUGCUCUCACCUCAUCUGGCCCUGCUGGUGCUCGAGUCCCUCUGGGCUUUUAUGGGGAUGCUCUGGCCUGAGUCAGGGGAGCUGCUGCCCAUUGCAGAGGCUCUACAACAAGGGGUCAUCUCGGGAGAGCUGGCUCUGAACAUCCUGAGACAACGCCACACGAUAGGUGCCCUGUACCUUCCUGAAACCCCCAAGGUCGUGUCCCUGAAUCAGGCUAAGGAGGUCCUUGAACCCAAAGUGGCUGAGAUUCUGAAAGAGAUUCAGAUCCCAGAUGUGCUACACAACAUGAACCAGUCAGGCUCCCCAAAUCUAAAUCGCCUAAGCUGGGGCUCCACUGGGUCAUCCCCUCCCUCCUCACCACCUGCCUCUUCCCCAGAGCACACAUGUUUCCCCUCAUUUCUGGAGGAGAUGGCCCCUGAGGAACAGGCACAUCACCGCCUGCUUUUCCAUUUAAUGACCCACAGUUAUAUAGAUGCACAUUCAGGCCAGCGCUUAGUGUUGUUCGAGCCUGAGCUGGUGGAACUUGUCAAGGCUGCUACUGGUCUGAUCAAUGUGGAUCCUAUACCUGGAGUGGUGGUGUCAGGGUUGAGUUUGACUUCACAGAGACAGGAGUUUAUGGAAGUAGUGCCAAUUGUAAGUUUGGCAGAUAAUCAGCAGACAAGGGAAAUCGGAGAGGUCCAGGAAAAGAGUGCAAAAUUAAGCUCGUCUGAAAAAUAUGUUUCCUCCAGAAAGAUGGUAGAAGAAGCUGAUAGUCAAGGAUGGGAUGGUACAUCUGACAUGAUAUUGCAGGCUAAGCUAACUGGAAUUAAGGAGAUGGGACAGGUAGACCUUGACUCAACCAUGAGAAUAAGUGAGAAGGUAGAUGGAGGUGUACAUAAAGAAGUAAAAGGUGAAAAGGAUGACAUUUUUAUUUUUGAAAGUGUCCAGCCCUCAGCUGGACUACCAGAAAAGCAAUUAAUUACAGGCUCGUAUGAAGAGGGGCUGGUAGAGAUUGAAUCAGAGGGAGCAAGAGAGAGUCACAAAAAGACAAAGGAUAAGGACUCACUCAUGGAAGACAUUGGCGGCACACUUGUAGAAGCCUCAGAAAUGUACUCCACGCCAUUUAAGACCGAGGCAGAGACUCUGAUGCCAACCCAAUCUCAUGCCAACCCUAUUCCACCAUCAGAGACUAAUGAAAAUGAGAGCAUGCCUGUGAGUGUUGGAGUUAAACAUACUAUGAAGGAUUCUCAGAGGAUCACAGUGAAGAGUGAGGAGGAUGUAGAGCUGGAAAGGUUGACCUCAGAGCUUCACCAAGGGGGUCUACUGAUGGAAGGAGGGCAGCGGCUUCUCCCAGAUGAAGCCGUGGCUCAGGGGGUCCUCCCCGGACACACUGCAGUCAAGCUGAUGGCCAAGGCAGGACUUUUCGGAGGUUUCCUGGAUGUCAGCGCGUGUGAAUCUCUGAGCAUGGAGGAUGUGAUGCAGGAGGGUCUGCUUGAUGAAGACCUGAUGUGGAGUGUGCUGAAAUCAGAGAAGACCCUGGCAGGGGUAGUGGAUGUAGAGAAGGGGAAGAUUUGUACCCUGAAGGAUGCUGCUCAGGCAGGCCUGAUAGACUCCAACACAGCUGCUCGGCUCCUGGAGGCCCAGGUGGUCUCAGGGGGAGUGGUUGACCUGCGAAGGGAUAAGAAAGUGUCUGUUACCCUGGCAGCCAACCUUGGGCUGAUAGAGGAGGACCAACGAGAAAAGCUAGUUGCGUUGGAGAAGUCAUACCGUGGAAAAUACUCAGACCCAGAUUCAGCACUAACCAAAGCAACGUUGCAGCUGCAAAUGGAUGGGGUUGUCGAUCCCAAAACAAAGUCACCUGUUCGCCUAAAGCUGGCCCUUGAAAGAGGUUUGCUUGGGCAGAAGGAAGUCUAUCAAGCCUUGUCUCAGCAAGUGGCAGAGGGUGGCAUCGUGCACCACAACUCUGGAGUUAGACUGUCAGUUGCUGAUGCUUUGCUGCGAGGUCUGGUAGAUCGUGCCAUAGCCCCAGAACUGGGGGAGUUAGAGAGAGCAUGUCAGGGGGAAGUUGCCCUCUCUUCAAACCCAGAUGCUGCCCUCCUCCAGGCAUCCACAGGUGCCAUUUUGGACCCUGAUUUAAAUUGUAGACUUACAUUGACAGAGGCUGUCUCCGAUGGUCUGCUCGAUGAGAGCACUGCCAAGAAAGCAAUGGUUUCUCCGGGUGUAACACAAGGUUUGUUGGAUCCACAAAGUGCCCAAAUUGUGCCUUACUCAGACCUUGUAAACCAAGGCAAGAUUGACAUUAAGAGUGGAAAGCGCUUCUUGGAAGUGAAGCCUUUCAAGGGAAUCCAGGAUAAGCAAACAGGUAAAAUCCUGAAUUUAGCUGAAGCAAUUGCAUCUCAACAAGUUGAUCCGGUCCCAGCGCUCAGAAUGUUGCAAAGCCAGGCAGACACUGGAGGGAUUAUUGAUAUUUCCAAUGGAGCUAGGCUUCCUCUGCCUAAAGCCUCUAAGAAAGGGCUGGUGGGAGAACAUAUGGCCAGGCUCAUUGCCACCAACCAGGUUCUGAAAGGGGGCUUAUUUGACCCUUCCACGGGGCAGAGAGUCUCUAGCCUGAAAAAAGCUGUCAAAUAUGGGCUUAUAUCCAGAGAAAUGGCUGCAGAACUCCAGGGCAACUUGGGCUCCAUGGACGUAGAAUCUGACGAUGAGGAUAGUUCAACACCCAUUGCCUCCUCAGAUGGGACCUAUAGUCCUGCAGUCUCAUUAUCAAUAUCCAGUCCAGACAGCCAAACCAAAAUAAUUAUUGAAAGCUCUGAAGUUAUUUCUCCAUCCCCACAUCCAGAAGAGUCAGAAAAGGGGUAUAACCCUUUGAUGAUCACAGAGGACAUUGUAAAGACUCUAGAAGCUGGAACGUUCAAGCAGUCAGAAGAUCUGCAACACCAUGGCUCUGUACACAUUGAAGACGAGAUUGGAGAGGUCUCAAUAGCCGGGAAGUCAUUUGACAUCGACUCAGACCAGUCAAUCAAUUUGUUGGCUCAGUUUGCAAUCAAUGCGGAGAAAAGGGUUCAGCAGGCCCUUCAGGAGAUGGCGACUCCGCAAGAUGUUACUGUUCGACCACCAGAAAAUGAUAAAAAGGGGUCUAGACCUGUGGGUGAAAGUAGUUCAGUCUUUGCUAUGGGCAAAGAACCACGGAUGGACUCGACAGGGGCCAUUGGCAGAGAAGGUAUGGAUCAAAAGGGCAGCAUAGAUAUUUCUACACUGGUUGAGAGAGAUGAAGGGAAGACAAAUGUGGUAGAAGACAGUACUGAGAGUGUGGUGGAGCAAGGUAGAAUGGAGGUUGAGAGGGACACAAAGAUUGAGGUCACAGAGCGUGAUGAUCUUGGACAUGCAUCACCCCCUUCUAAGGAGGCUGAAGGUAAGAGCAAAAAGAAGAGGAGGAAUAAGAAGAAAGGAAAAGGAGAGGUUGACAUUGAGCAAAGACCCUCAGAAGAAGCUGAUAUUCAGAAAAUGCAAAACAAAGACCAGAAUGUACAAUCUAAGGAUAAGGGUGUUGAGUCCACCAGAGGUUAUGUUACCCCGCAGGAGAAAGAGGAGUCCCUUGUGCAAGAUGUUCAAUCUGCACUUGAAAGUGCCAGGGCACAGACUGUUGAGAGGUUUGGAGAUCCAGAAGAUAUUGGCAAAUUAAGGGAAGCUUCUGCUGUUCCGCUUGGAGUCAUAGAAGAUGCUCUUGAGGUAGAGAGAGAUGGUACAGAGUAUAAGGUCUCCGAGGACCAAAGACGGGUGGAGAAGAACAAAACGUCUAAGAUACCUAUGGCAUCAGAGAAGGUUGAACCUGUGACAGAGAAGAUACCAUCCAUCCAUGAUAAAGCAGGUUCUGAAGUGACAGUAACGAAGGGUGUUCUCAACAGCUUAGACAAAAAGUCUAAGAUAACCAUAGUAGCAGAAAAGGUUGAAUCUGUGGCAGAUGAGCGAUCGUCCAUCCAUGAUAGAGUAUCCAUUCAUAAUAGAGUUUCUAAAGAUGAGCAAACGCGGGAGGGCGAGCACAUUGUGGGAAAGAGUGAUUCAGAUGGGGAGAAGACGGUUUCUCAACAGACUGGACAACAGGAGCAUAAGGAUAGAAAAGAGGUGGAAUUCACUCUGAAAACCCCCCAGGCAGCAAAUGACACAGAGGCCCUUUUACGGAAGGCAAAAGAGAGUAUCCUGAGGAAGGUGUUUGGGCGAGGUGUUAGUGAGAAGCAAGCUGCAGAUGAGCUAGAGGCACUGCGUCAGGGAGUGGGGAAGAAGGAGAGUUUGGUGACAUCUGUAGAGGAAGUUAAGACUGUAGGGAGUCCUGAGGUUUCACCAGAAGAGGGUAAAGGAAUUGACAAGAAGGAAGGAGAAAGAGAGAAAGUUCUGCCUCACCAUUCUAUGAUUCAUGUAGCAGCAGAGGAAGUGGAAAAAGCUCUGCCAUACCAGGUUAAAAGAGGAAGGAAAGAGGAGAAAGUUUUACUAGACCAGGCUAAAGAAGGAGAGACCGAGGAGAAAGUUCUACCAGACCAGGCUAAAGGAGAGAAAGAGGAGAAAGUUCUACCAGACCAGGCUAGAGAAGGGGAGAAAGUUCUACCAGACCAGGCUAAAGAAGAGAAAGUUCUACCAGACCAGGCUAGAGAAGGGGAGAAAGUUCUACCAGACCAGGCUAAAGAAGGAGAGAAAGUUCUACCAGACCAGGCUGAAGGAGAGAAAGAGGAGAAAGUUCUACCAGACCAGGCUAGAGAAGGGGAGAAAGUUCUACCAGACCAGGCUAAAGAAGGAGAGAAAGUUCUACCAGACCAGGCUAAAGGAGAGAAAGAGGAGAAAGUUCUACAAGACCAAGCUAGAGAAGGGGAGAAAGUUCUACCAGACCAGGCUAAAGGAGAGAAAGAGGAGAAAGUUCUACCAGACCAUGCUAGAGAAGGAGAGAAAGAGGAGAAAGUUCUACCAGACCAGGCUAAAGGAGAGAAAGAGGAGAAAGUUCUACCAGACCAUGCUAGAGAAGGAGAGAAAGAGGAGAAUGUUCUACCAGACCAUGCUAGAGAAGGAGAGAAGGAGGAGAAAGUUCUACCAGACCAGGCUAGAGAAGGAGAGAAAGAGGAGAAAGUUCUACCAGACCAGGCUAGAGAAGGGGAGAAAGAGGAGAAAGUUAUACCAGACCAGGCUAAAGAAGGAGAGAAAGGGGAUAAAGUUCUACCAAACCAGGCUAGAAAAGGAGAGAAAGAGGAGACUGUUCUACCAUCUCAAACAGACCAGCUUAAAAAGAUGAUGCCGGGAAAGAAAAAUCAGAAGAACAGAAAGUCUAAGAUGCAUAGAGUGGUAGAAAAAGUUGAACCUGCGACAGAGGAGAAGCCAUCCAUCCACAAUAGAGCAGAUUCUGAAGUGAAAUCCAUACCGGCUGAUCUUGAGAGCUCAGUCUCUGGGGAUGAGCAGAAGCUUGAGGAGCAGCAAGACAGUAAAUCAGAGGAGCUGAACAAAAUGGCUGCCUCUACCAAGAGUCUUAGUGGAGUUGACGCCAAUCAACAAAGAUCAACACACACCACUGCACCGUACCAAAUCAAUGCACAUCUUGAGGAGAAAACUAAGGAGGAUAUUUCUUUGAGGAGAGAAAUUGACCCACAUGGCAAGGAAAUUGAACCAUUUAGGAUUGGUACACCUGAGAAGGAUGUCCACCUAGACACCCAUCGUGUUAUUGACGUUGUGGGUGCCUCUCCUGAAGCCCUUGUAUCCAUGUCAGGUGCCCAUCUGGUCAAGGCCUCUGUGGCUCCAGGUACCCAGACUGCUAAGACCACAGAGGAAAUGGAUGCACAUCUGGUGAAAGAUACUAAGGAGGACAGGUCUCUGAGCAAACAAACUGAUCUUCCUGGCAAGGACAUUGAACAACUAAGAAUUAGUACACCUGAGGAGGCAUCUUUGGCACCUGCUACCCAGCCAGCAAAAACUACUGGCAAAGGGAAGAAGAAGAAGCAACAGCAGCAAGAACAACAGGAGCAGAAACUUGACAGUGAAACUGAGUGUAAAGAGGAACAGUCCCUUGAGGAGUCCACAGAAUCAGGACAGUCCUGGUCUGACGAGAGCCCACAGUCUGAUGCAAAUGAGAUGGUUGAAUCUGAUACAACAGAGGUGCCCGAAUCCGAUACAACUGAGAGCUGGGAGGAGGAGGAUGGAGAAAUCCAAGAAUUGGAGAUGAGGAAAGAGAAGAGCCCAGCUAAGACGGGAAAGUCCUCGUUGCUCCGCCAGGAAUUCCUGGAACAUGACCAGCAAAUUGUGGCUCUGCUCUCUAUGGUGAGACACAUCGAGGUUCGCCUCAAGCAGCAGCAGCAACAGUCGAUUGGUCGCAGCCUCAUUGCCCUUGAUGACAUCAUCAAACAGACAGAGACCUUGGAUCUAGAACUUUGGGAUUUAGAACCCCAGGUCAAAAAGGAAGUGCAUGCUGCUGAGCAGCUGCUGGAGCCCCGCCCACAGGAAGUACCACCUCAGCUACUAUUGGCCUUGGAAAAGGAUGGGCGAAGCUUAGCUCGAGGUUACGAGGCUGCCAGAGGGGUUUCAGAAAAUAUCCUGCAGGGGCUGCGCGCACACAGAGAGGCACAUAAGGAGUCAGUGACUGGGGAACAGAGGUCACUUGGGAGGCGAGUAGAGGAUCUUCUCUUCUGGCUGAAGGAGACUGAGGCACAAAUGACAGGAAUGGAUGGACAAACCCAGGGCGAGACUCCUCCUCAGCGCACACAACAGCUCCAGCUAUGCAAGGAGUUGCAGUCGUCUCUCUCGGCCCGCUCCGAUGACGUGAACGCGCUUGCCUUUGACAUCCAGGUGUUCAUCUCGGAGCGGGCUCAGGACCUGGCUCCAGAACAGAGCAGGCACCUCCUUGGGCAGCUACAACAGCUGCAGAGGGGCUUCCACCGAGCCUCUGGCCAAGCCCACGCCAAGACCGACACCCUCGCCGCCCAGAGAGAAAGGGAGGAGGAGAGGCAGCGCAGGCACAAAGAAAAAGAAGAGGAAGAGAAGGAGAGAGAAAGAGAGAGACAGAGUGCAAGGGAGAGAGAGGUGGUGCAGCAGCACAAAGCAGAGUGCUCACAGAGAUUGGAAGGCCUUACAAUGUGGUUGGCUGGAGCUGCCAGCGUGCUGGCCAAUCAAAGAGCGGGAGCAGAGUCUGGUGACGUGAAUGUGCUGCAGCAGAAACAGAGCGAGCUAAAGGAAGUACAGAAGGACCUGCUGACCAGAGGCGAGGGCGUGGCGGAGACCAUCCGCUCGGUGGAGGAGUUCCUGGCGGAGCACGGUGACAGCCUGAGUCCAGAGGACAGGGCCAACCUCCAGGGGGCACUGUCCCGUAUGAAGGAGCAGUACAGUGCACUGACCGACACGGCCGACUCCUCCCUGGCCCAGCUGGACACGGCCAUCAGCACCACCGUCCAACAGAACACACAGCGGGCGAAGGCAGUAGAGGAGCUGCAGGAGACCCGGUGUCAGAUCGACUCGCUGCUGGAGGAGCUCUCCUCCCUGAACCAGCCUGGGAGAAUAGGAACUGGCAUGACUGUUACUGACCACCCCUCCUCGCCAGAGGGAAGACUACAAUCGCACAGUGAAAUGCUCCAGACGGAGCUCCAGCAGCUCCAGGCCCAGCAGGCCCAGCUGAUGCAGGUGUCCCAGAACGCUCGAUCCCUCCUGGACCAGCCCGACUCGGCCGUGCCAGCCGAGGAGAAACGGCGUCUGCGGGACCAGCUAGACCAGCUCCAGACCCAACACCAGGAGAAGCUGCGGGCCUGCCAGGAGAGGCUGAGGCGCUCUGAGGCCCUUAAGGACGAGCUGGUCAAGUUCCUCCAGGAGCACGGAGGCCUGGGGACCUGGCUGGAACAGAGUGAGCGGGAGCUGGGUUCCUUAGGGGAAGGAGAGACGGACGCACAGGGCCUGAAGGGGAGACUGGAAGAGCACAAGAAGCUGGCGGAGGAUGUGAUCUGCCACAAGGCAGACCUGCGCUUCGUGUCCAUCUCGGGUCAGAAGGUGCUGGACUCUGUCCAGGGGGCUCUGGAGAAGGUAGGAGGGUCUGACCCAGCCCUGGAGGAGACCAAGCAGCUGGUCACGGACAAGCUACAGGACGCCAACCACCGUUACACCGCGCUGCACACCAAGUCGUCAGAUCUGGGGGGGCGUCUGUCGAGUCUGUUGGAACGCUACCAGCAGUACCAGGACGAGGCUGUGUCGCUCCACACCUGGCUCAGCACCCAGGAGCAGAACCAGAGUAUAGCCAGACCCGGCGGAGAGACGGACACACAGACACUACAGAACACACUGCGGGCCGUACAGCUGUUGCAGGAUGAGCUGGCGGAGCGGUCAGUCCAGUUGGAGAAGGUGAGGAGGGCAGGCAGAGAGCUGGCUAACACACAGGAGUCCCCCACUCUCAGAGCUGCUGAGAUCAUCAGCACUGCAGAUGGCCUGGAGAAGAGGUUCAGCUCUCUGUCUGAGUCCGUGUCCGAGCGAGCUGAGCAGCUCCAGACGUCCGUAGCCCAGUCGGUCAGUGUCCAGGAGGGACUGAAGGGCCUGCUAGCCUGGCUGGACGGCCUACUGCUGACCCCCGGGCCCGUCCAACCCACCGCCCAGGCUGUCCAGGACGCCCUCACACAGAAUCAGAAACUACGCCAGGAGCUGUUAUCCAGACAGGGCAGUGUGGAGGCCACCUGCGACUCUGUCUCCAAACUGCUCCAGAGCUCUGACGCCUCCACGGCCUCCGGGCUCCAGGGGUCACUAGAGCGCCUGAGCCGGCACUACGCCGCGGCACUGGCCAAGCAGGCCGAGAGGGAGGCUGAGCUCCGGGGGCUCCUGCCCAAGCUGGAGAACUAUGAGAGACUGAGUACGGACCUGCAGGGUUUUACUCAGACCAGGCUGAGAGCUUUGAGCCCCGCGGGACAGCCUGACCGCAGUGUGGAGGACUACAGACAGACCAUUGAGGAGGUGAGAGCGGAGCAGGAGCAGGAGGCAGGUCAACUGAAGUCAUUCUGCCAGCUGGGGACAGACCUCAGCCAAGCCAAGGCCCUGACCAGCACACAGACCCUACUGGACAACGUCAGAGAGGUGUCCGAUGAGUUCGCCCGACUGGAAUCCAACAUCACUGAAAGGAACAACGCCAUCCAGAGUUGUGAGCAGCGGUUGGGCCACUUCCGGUCUCUCUCUAGCUCCCUCCUCAGCUGGCUCCACACAACACAGGAGCAGCUGCCUCCCAAAGAGGCCAACCUCAACGCAGAGGCCCUGCAGAGGAGAGUGCAGCAGCUCGAGGACUUACUGAGCGACUGGGAGGCCCAGGGUGUUCGGGUUCAGGAGCUGAACAAGACUGGGUCAGAACUGGAGACCCUCAUCAUCAACAUCACAGCCCCCCAGGCCAAGACAGGUGUUCCCCAGAUCAAUGGUGCAGACAGCCCCAGCAGGGUCAAUGGCAUUCACACAUGCAAAGACCUGACAGAGAUGCAGGUGGCGGUGGCGGAAGUGAGCGGACGUUACGAGGAGCUGGGAGGGGAACUGAAGAACAGACGGCGGAACCAGGAGGCUUCUCUGGAGCUCAGACAGAAGGCCAGCCAGGGUACCGAGGAGCUCAGCCGCUGGCUGGGAGACCGUGAGAACAGCCUGCACCUGGGCCAGACUACCACCUCCCCCUCCAAACCUGAGUUGGUACGCGCCCAGGCCCAGGAGAACAAGGCCUUACUGUCUGAGCUGGCAGAGCAUUCUGGGAAGGUGGACGAGCUGAAGAGCACCCUGGAGAAGCUGAUAGCAGACAACCCAGACUCCCCAGAGGCAGACACCUGGAGACAACAAAUGAAGGAGAUCGACUCCCGCUGGGCAAAGGCCAAUGAGACGGCAGUACAGAGGCAGACGGAACUGGAGACCUGUGCUGAUAGGCUGGGCAGCUUUGCCACAGCAGCCAGUCAGUUGGGGCCGUGGCUCAGAGAGAAGGAGCUGAUGAUGAGUGUGCUGGGACCCCUGAGCAUCGACCCCAACAUGCUGAACACUCAGAAACAACAAGCCCAGUUCAUGCUGCGUGAGUUUGAGACCCGGCGGCCCCAGUUCGACCAACUCACCCGGGCGGCCGAGGGCAUCCUUUCACCGUCUGGUGGCGACUCCUCCCCGCAGGAUGCCAAGGACCUAGCGGAGGUCCGGUCCGAGCUGGGCUCCAUCUCUCAGCAGUGGGACGACCUCACUCAACGUCUGUCCCGGCGCUCGGAGGACAUCGACCAGGCCCAGGGCACCAGCGAGCGAUACCAGGCCCUGCUGAAGGACCUUUCAGUCAGCGUGGGGGCGCUAGGUGAGCGGCUGGAUGGCCAGGCCUCGCUCAGUGCCCAACCUGAGGCCCUGAAACGGCGUCUGCAGGAGACAGGCGAGAUCCGCUCUGAGCUGGAGCAGAGGAGGGAUGAGCUGGGCGAGGCGGAGAAGCUGUGCGGUGAGCUGAGCGCCAUCGUGAUUGAACCUUACCUGAGAGACGAGCUGAAGAAGAGGUUGGAGAGUGUGAGGAGCCCGCUGAGGAGCCUGGAGGAGAGGGCCACUGACGGUCUGUCCCAGCUCCAAGCUGCUCUCUCAAGCACCCAGCAGUUCCAGCAGAUGUUCGAGGAGCUGCGGAGUUGGUUGGACAACCAGGGUGGUCAAAGAGACUCUACCGCCGACUCCCUCCCCUGCCAGCCCGAGGCUAUCCGGACCCUGCUUGCCCAGCAAGACGAGCUUCAUCGCGGGGUGGCCAGCCAACGUGGCCCCUACGAGCUCAUCCAGGCCGAGGGGGCCUCCCUGCUCGCCAAGCUACCCGCCGGCGGCGAAGAACGAUCAGCCUUACAGUCCAGGCUCGCCACCCUACGCCAGGACUGGGAUGAGCUUAAUCAGUGCAUCGUGGAACGCCAGAACCUGCUGAAAACCGCCCUGACCAAGGCCGAGAGUUACCAGCAACACCGUGCCAAGCUCACGCCCUGGGUGACAGAGUGCGAGAAGCGGGAAACUGACAUCCAGCCCUCCCUCGACCCAGCGGCCCUGGACAAGGCCUUGCAGAAGGCCAGGCAGCUGGGGUUAGACCUGGAGCACCAUCGCCCCCUCCUGGAGGAUUUAAACACCGCGGCCGACCAACUCCUGGAACACUGCCACGUCGGAGAGGAAGACAUACGCUACGAGAAAGCCCAACUCAACCGUAGAGUCGACGGGCUGGCAGAAAAACUCCAGAACUGUGUUUCCCAACUGGAAGAGUUAGCGGAUCGACUGAAGGAGUUCGAGGACGGGCGGCAGGCGGUGGAGAGGAGGCUGGAGGCAGCGCGGCAUCAGAUCGAGGUGCAGGAGGCGCUGGGCCCACAGGCGUGCAGCAACAAGAGCCUGGAGCGGCUGAGGAGCCAGCAGGAGACGCUGCACUCGCUGCAGCCACAGGUGGCCUACCUGAGGGAUCUGGCCCAGGGGCUGGUGCAGGACGCACCCCACACAGCAGGGGGCGGCGGAGAGGGAGGACAGCGGCUGGAGCAGCAGGCCCGAGACACAGACAGAGAGUUUGGAGACGUCAGCGAAAAGAUUGAAAAGUGCUGUUCCACCCUGGAGUCCCGUCUCCAGGGCGUGGGGGAAGUCCAGUCCUCGGUACGCGACCUCUUCUCCCGCCUGUCCGACCUGGACGACGAGCUGGACUCGCUGAGCCCCGUGGGGCGCGAUGCCGACUCGCUCGCCUCGCAGGCGGAUGCCGUCCGCACUUUCCUGGCUCGCCUGGCCACGUUGAGGUCGGAGCUUGAAGGUCACGGGGGCGACUGCACCGCCAUGCUCCGCCGAGAGGGGUCGUCUCCCGAUCUCCUCGCCCUGAGGAGAGAGACUGAGGCCCUGAGCCGCCAGGCUGGGAAGCUGGCCGAGAGGGGCCAGGCCAGACUGGAGCAGAUCGAGGCAGCUGCCGAGAAGGUGGGAGAAUUCUACGCCCAGGUGGCGGAGCUGCAAGGGCUCCUGGGACGGGCAGAGGAAGGGCUGAACUCGCAGGGCGUGGUGGGGACGGAGGUGGAGACCAUCAAGCAGCAGCUGCACGAGUUCAAGGCGGUGGAGAGGGAGCAGGUGGACAGCAUUCAACCCAAGCUGCAGCGCGUGAACGCGGUGGGCCAGGGCCUGAUCCAGAGUGCAGCCAAACACACAGACACCCAGGCUCUGGAGCAUGACCUAGAGACCACCAACCUCAGAUGGAACUCCCUCAACAAGAGGAUUGCAGAGCGCAUCGCCCAGUUGCAGGAAGCUCUGUUGCAUUGUGGGAAGUUCCAGGAUGCCCUGGAGCCUCUUCUGAGCUGGCUGAGUGACACGGAGGAACUGGUAGCCAAUCAGAAGCCCCCGUCAGCCGAGUACAGAGUGGUCAAGGCCCAGAUCCAGGAACAGAAGCUGUUACAAAGACUGCUGGACGACCGCAGAGCCACUGUUCAGAUGAUCCAGGGAGAGGGAGAGAGGAUCGCAGCCACGGCCGAGACACAGGACAAAGACAAGAUCCAGAAACAGCUGGAGAGUCUGGGAGAGCGAUGGGACAAGCUGCUGGAGAAAGCCAGGGCAAGGCAGUGCCAAUUGGAGGAUCUGCAGGCGCUGGCACUUCAGUUCCACGAGGCGGUGGAGCCUCUUGGAGAGUGGCUGAGUGCCACCGAGCGACGCCUGAGCACCGUCGAGCCCAUGGGAACCCAGACUUCCAAGAUCACCCAACAGAUUACAAAACACAAGGCCGUCCAAGAGUCCGUCUCCUCUAGAGGAUCCGAGGUCAACCGCCUCGAGGCCCUCGGCCAAUCCCUGGCGCCCCUCAGCUGUGCGGCCGACCGCGAUUGGCUGAGGGAGCGUGUGGGGGCGGUGCGGCUAGGCCACUCGGAGCUCAGUGAUUGGUGCCAAUGCAGGGCCGUCAUGCUGGAGCAGGCCCUGGCUAAUGCCCAGCUGUUUGGGGAGGAUGAGGUGGAGGUGCUCAACUGGCUGGCUGAGGUGGGCCAGCGGCUGGGACAGGUGUCUGUGCAGAGCUACCAGCCAGGGGUCCUCACCCAGCAGCACAAGCACUCACUGUCUCUCAAUGAAGAGAUAGUGAGCAGGAAGAAGCAGGUUGACCAGGCCGUCAAGAACGGACAAGCCCUGCUCAAGCAAACCACCGGUGAGGAAGUUCUGCUGAUCCAGGAGAAGCUGGACGGUAUCAAGUCUCGCUACGCUGAGAUGACGGGCGGGAGCAGCAAAGCCCUCCGCAUCCUGGAGCAGGCCCUGCAGCUGAGCACGCGAUUCGCCAGCGCCCACGACGACCUCAACCACUGGUUAGACAAGGUGGAGGCGGAGCUCAACGUCAUGGAGCCCGACGCCACGCCAGCCUAUCAGGACAGACAGAAGGAGCUGAAGUGUGUGUCGGCGGAGAAACGUCUGGUUUUGGACACGGUCAACGAGGUGGGCAGUGCCCUCUUAGACCUGGUGCCCUGGCGUGCCCGCGAGGGCCUAGACCGCCUGGUGGCUGACGCCAACCAGCGCUACCGAGCGGCGGACGAGACCAUAACCCAGCGGGUACAGCUGGUACAGGCUGCCGUCCAGAGGUCACAACAGUAUGAGGAGGCGGUGGACGCGGAGCUGACCUGGGCUGGGGAGACGGAGAGGAAGCUAUCCUCCCUGGGUCCUCUGAGUCUGGAGCCUGACGUCACCGUGGCCCAGCUACAGGUCCAGAGGGCCUUCAAUAUCGACAUCAUCCGACACAAAGACACCGUGGACCAGCUACUCCACACCAGGGACGACAUCCUGGAGACGUGCGGCGACCAGCAGAGAGACGCUCUGGUGGUGAAGACUGACUCGCUGACUGCCCGCUACGAAGUGGUGAGCCAGCGGCACCAGGAGCGUUUCUCAGCCCUGGAGCAGGCCCAGGUCCUGGUGGCCCGCUUCUGGGAGACCCAGGAGGAGCUGGAGCCCUGGCUGGGGGAGACGGAGACCCUUAUCGCCCAGCUGCCCCCACCUGCCAUUGACACCGAGGCCCUGCGACUCCAACAGGAGCAGAUGAGGCUCUUGAGGGAGUCCAUAGCGGAGCACAAGCCCCACAUCGACAAGCUGCUGAAGAUCGGCCCCCAGCUGGCCGUUCUGAGUCACCAGGAGGGGGCCACGGUGAGGCAGCGCUACAGCGACGCCGAGACACGCUACGCGGCCAUCAAGGAGGAGGUCAAGGGUCGCGCCGCCACCCUGGACGAGGCUGUUUCUCAGUCUGCGCAGUUCCAUGACAAGAUGGACCCCCUAUUGGAGACCCUGGAAGGGGCUGUGCAGCGCCUCCGUUCCCCUUCUCCCGUGGCGGCGGAGGCGGAUAAGAUCCGGGAGCAGUUGGCUGAGCACAAGGCUACCGGGCUGGAGCUGGACAAACUGCUGCCCUCCUUCUCUGCCCUGUGUGCCCGUGGCGAGGAGCUCAUCAGUAGAGCAGCCCACGACGAUCCUGCCGCUGAAGCCGUGCAUUCCCGUCUCCUGCGUCUGCGCUCCCUGUGGGAUGAGAUCCGGCAGAGGGCUGAGGAGCGGGAGGGGACCUGGCUGGGAAGACAUCUGAGAGAGAGGGUCAAGGAGGGGGCUGGAGGGACAGAGGGGAGGGUGGACCCCUCACUCAUCAAACAGCAGAUAGAGGCGGCUGAGGCCAUCAAGGCCGAGACAGAUGGGCUGAGGGAGGAGCUGGAGUUUGUACGAACCCUUGGGGCUGAACUCAUCUUCGCCUGCGGAGAAACGGAGAAGCCUGAGGUCAAGAAGACCAUUGACGAGAUGAAUGUGGCCUGGGAAGGCCUGGACCGGACGUGGAGAGAGAGGAUGGAGAGGUUGGAGGAGGCCAUGGCUGCUUCUGUGCAGUACCAGGAUGCAUUGCAGGGCAUGUUUGACUACCUGGACAACACAGUGAUCAAGCUCUGUGACAUGUCCACUGUGGGCACUGAUCUGGGAACUGUCAAACAGCAGAUUGAAGAGCUCAAGCACUACAAGGUGGAGGUGUACCAGCAGCAGAUAGACAUGGAGAAGCUGUGCCACCAGGGGGAGCUGUUGCUCAAGAAGGUCUCGGACCAGAACGACAGAGACAUGAUCCAGGAGCCCCUCACGGAGCUCCGACACCUCUGGGACAACCUGGGGGACAAGAUCAUUCACAGACAGCAUAAGUUGGAAGGGGCUCUCCUGGCUCUAGGUCAGUUCCAGCAUGCCUUGUCUGAGCUGCAGUCCUGGCUGAGUCACACCCACGCCACCCUGGACACACAGAGACCCAUCAACUCUGACCCCAAGGCCAUCGAGAUAGAACUGGCCCGACACCACGUGCUGAGGAACGACGUGUUGUCCCAUCGCUCCACGGUGGAGACGGUGAACGCGGGAGGGGCUGAGCUGCUGGAGUCCAGUCCCGAGGAGGCCAACCACCUCCGCGGCCAGCUGGACCACCUCAACCGCGGCUGGGAGAACCUGCUACUCAAGACCCAGGACCGGCAGAAACUACUGGAGGCAGCACUGCACAAGGCGGAGGGUUUCCAUGGUGAGCUGGAGGAGUUCCUGCAGUGGCUGAGGAGGACAGAGAGCCAGCUGUCUGCAGCCAAACCCACAGGUGGCCUGCCUGAGACGGCCCGGGAGCAGCUGCAGCAGCACCUGGAGCUUCAGACCCAGUUGGCCCAGCGCGCGGAGCAGUACAACCGGCUGCUGGACGCGGGGGAGUCCAUGUUGCUGUCCCGCGGGGGGGAGGAGGGCGGCCCCGGGGCUGGCACGACCCAGACCCAACAGAACCUGGCCCUGCUGCAGAACAAGUGGGCCAGCCUGAACACUAAGAUGGAGGACCGCAGGGCGAAGCUGGACGAAGCGGUGUCGCUGGCCACGGGGUUCCAGUCCUCCCUCCAGGACACCAUCAACUGGCUGACCCAGGCUGAGCAGACCCUCAACAUGGCUCAGGCCCCCUCCCUCAUCCUGGACACCGUCCUCUUCCAGAUAGACGAACACAAGGUGUUUGUGAAUGAGGUGAACACCCACAGGGAGCAGGUUUUGGCUCUGGAGAAGGCCGGCUCUCAGCUGCGUUUCGCCAGUCUGAAGCAGGAUGUGGUUCUGAUCAAGAACCUUCUGCUGAGUGUACAGGCCCGCUGGGACAAGCUGGUGCAGAGGUCCCUGGACCGCGGCAGACACCUCGACGAAGCCCGCAAGAGGGCCAAGCAGUUUCAUGAGGCUUGGAGGAAACUGUCAGACUGGCUGGAGGAGGCUGAGAGCCGGCUAGACUCGGAGCUGGAGAUCUCCAACGAGCCAGACAAGAUCAAAGUACAACUGACCAAACACAAGGAGUUUCAGAAGGCGCUGGGUUCUAAGCAGCCGGUGUAUGACACCACAGUGAGGUCUGGUAAGGCCAUGAGGGACAAGACCACCCUGCCCGAAGACACCCAGAAACUAGACCACCUACUGGGGGAGGUCAGGGACAAGUGGGACACCGUCUGUGGGAAGAGUGUUGAGAGGCAACACAAGCUAGAGGAGGCCCUGCUGUUCUCAGGUCAGUUUGCUGAGGCCCUGCAGGCCCUGGUGGACUGGCUGUACCGUGUAGAACCCCAGCUGGCUGAAGACCUGCCAGUCCACGGAGACCUGGAUCUGGUCUCCAACCUCAUGGACUCGCACAAGGCCUUCCAGAAGGAGUUGGGAAAGAGGACAACUAGUGUUCACGCCCUGAAGCGCUCAGCCAGAGAACUGAUGGAGACGGGCCGCGACGACACCGCCUGGGUCAAAGUUCAACUGCAAGAGCUCAGCAACCGCUGGGACACAGUCUGUGCCCUGUCCGUCACCAAGCAGACCCGUCUUCAGCAGGCCCUCAAACAGGCAGAGGAGUUCCGCACGGAGGUGCAGCUGCUGCUGGAGUGGCUGUCCGAGGCUGAGCAGACCCUGCGGUUCCGCGGCGUGCUGCCUGAGGAGGCGGAGACUCUGCAGACGCUGCUCCACACCCACCGGAACUUCAUGGCCACGGUGGAAGAGAAGAGGACCGACGUGAACCGGGCCGCGGGCCAGGGCGAGGCCAUCCUCACCACGUGCCACGCCGACUGCAUCACCACCAUAAAACACUGGAUUACCAUCGUCCGCUCCCGCUUUGAAGAGGUCCUCACAUGGGCCAAACAGCACGAGCAGCGUCUGGAGACUGCUCUGACAGAGUUACUCAACAACGCCACGCUAUUGGAGGAGCUGUUGUCAUGGCUGCAGUGGGCAGAGACCACCCUAGUCCAGCGUGACGGAGAGACCCUUCCACAGGACAUCCCUCAGCUCAAAACACUCAUCACAGAACACCAGGUGUUUAUGGAGGAGAUGACCCGGAAGCAGCCUGACGUGGACAAAGUGACCAAGACUUACAAGAGGAAACCAGCAGAGCCCCCUAGCAGCCUAGCUGAGAGGAGAGGAGCUCGUAAAAACCAGCAGCAACAACCGCAUCAACAACAGGCGGCGAUGCAAGUCGCCGGGGGCAACCCCCGCUUGACUCAGCUAUGCUCAAGGUGGCAGCAGGUGUGGCUGCUUGCCCUCGACCGCCAGCGGAAGCUCAACGACGCCCUCGACAGGCUUGAAGAGCUGAAAGAGUUUGCCAACUUUGACUUUGACGUGUGGAGGAAGAAGUACAUGCGCUGGAUGAACCACAAGAAGUCGCGCGUCAUGGACUUCUUCAGACGCAUCGACAAGGACCAGGACGGAAAGAUCACUCGCCAGGAGUUCAUCGACGGCAUCCUGGCCUCAAAGUUCCCCACCAGCAGGUUGGAGAUGACGGCGGUGGCAGACAUCUUUGACCAGGACCGAGACGGUUACAUCGACUACUACGAGUUUGUGGCGGCGCUGCACCCCAACAAGGACGCCUACCGGCCCACCACCGACGCUGACAAGAUAGAAGAUGAGGUGACCAGACAGGUGGCACAGUGUAAAUGUGCCAAGCGGUUCCAGGUGGAGCAGAUAGGAGAGAACAAGUACAGAUUCUUCCUUGGAAACCAGUUUGGAGACUCGCAGCAGUUGCGGUUGGUGCGUAUCCUGCGCAGUACGGUCAUGGUGCGGGUCGGAGGGGGCUGGAUGGCCCUGGACGAGUUCCUGGUCAAGAACGACCCCUGCAGAGUGCAACACCCUGGACUUAAGAUCCUUCGCUCCGACUCCAGUAGCACCAUUUCAUCUCGUAUAGCCCGAGGCCGUACCAACCUGGAGCUGCGUGAGAAGUUCAUCCUUCCGGAAGGUGCUUCCCACGGCCUGGCGGCGUUCCGCUCCCGAGGCCGGCGCUCCAAACCCGGCUCCCGCACGGCCUCGCCCACCCGCUCCUCCUCCUCGGCCUCGCACAGCGCACAUAGCUGCGCAUCCUUGCCCUCUGCUCCCGCCACCCCCACCGCCUCCUCUAGGUCCUCAAACUCGCGUGGCUAUGCCAAGCCCUGGCUGGCACACAGUAAAACUCCAACACCAACCAAGUGCCAGUCCUGCCCAGACCACGACCACACCACGCCUGGGCAUGAGGGAGCAGCGUCGGGGUCCAAGCUGAAGAGGCCCACCUUCCACUCCAGCCGAGGGUCUCUGACUGGAGAGAAUGGAGGAGCUACACCCAUUUCUACUAAACCUGGACGUACCGACCCCAAACGUACCCCAUCGGGGGCCAGUGGUCCGGUCAGCCGGGCGGGCAGCCGGGCGGGCAGCAGGGCAAGCAGCCGGCGGGGCAGCGACGCUUCGGAUGCCUCUGAGCUCCUGGAGACUCGCUCGGACACCUCGGACACCCCCCGGCGCCCAGGAGCGGCCAAGCCCUCCAAGAUCCCUACCAUCUCCAAGAAGGCCCCAAGCCCCAAGACACCCGCUUCUGGGAAGAAAUAGUGAAGGAGAUGUCAAAAAGACGUCAUAAAAACGUCAUACAGCCAACCAUAGAGUCGUCAACAUAACAGCGUCAUACAUCUAACUAUCGGGCUGGUUUGACUACAAGGGCUUCCCCAGCCCCCCAAAACACCAGCCAUGAUGAAAUAGGGAAGAUGUCCAGACUAUAGAAUUUGAUCAAGUAGAAUGCACCAUCUCCCUUUCAAAGAGACGCUCUAUAGUGAACAGACUACUGGCGGCCAUAUUGGGUGUCACAUUUGAUCCAAACGUCCAUCCAUAGGGCUUGCAUGGGAUUCAUGCACCAAGACUACUGUAUGAAGGGCAGGGAGAGAGAUAGGGGAAGAUAUCUCUCCCUUCCUCCCUCGUACACACACUCUGAAAAAAACCUCACUGGGGGUGUCUGGUUCGUGCACUUAGACGGAACAGAACUUUCCCCUUUUAAAACCCAGAUCCCAGUUUGCCUUCCAGUCUCCUGUGUGCUCUGUCUCAUAACGGGAUUGUGCUAGACUGUUGUAGAGAAAGCCACAGCAAUUUGAACCGACAACCAACCAACAUAAUGCUGCCUUACUGUGUUACACAUUUCUGUCCUUACUUUUACCUAAUCUGAGUUCCAGAGAACGUUAGGUAGAGCCUUGUAACUACUUUGUGUAUGUACACGCACAGAACUGAAGCACACACACACACACACACAUUGAGGGGAGAGAUUAAAUGACUCUGAACUUCCUGGAGAAUGGCAUUCAAAAGAACUGGAUUGUGAGUAUUGUGGACAUAAUUUUUUUUCUCACCAUGAGUUCAACUGAAUAUAUGCAAUGAUUGCCGUCUGUUUUUUUCCUCCCCUGGACUGGGAAGUGAAGAGGAAUGACACUUCAGCAUGUCUAUGGGUCGGGAACAUCCAGACUAGCGUGAAUCUACUGUUCAGUGUCUGGGCGGCGCCACUCUGACCACUUCCUGCACUGAGCUAACUGCCUAAACCUCAAGCCCAGGAGACCGCGGAAGUGGCGGGAAACACACUGCAAUGUCCUCACAAACCCCUGCAACAUUGGAAGUGUGUUUAAAGGUGUGUAUGUGAGUGUGUGUUUGAUGGUAUGGAGGGUUUCUCAUGUUGUCCUAAUAAUAUGAAACCUGGGUUUCUGAGAAGAAAAGCACUAUUUCUUGGUGGGACCCCACUAACAGCAGAAACGUGACGGUGUGAAACAAUGUAGUCGAUUUGUAAGGACACACAAUUUAAGCGACUAUGAUUCUACGAUUAGAGAUUGAAGACCAGCACACACUGACGGUGUAUCGUUGCCGCUGGAAACCCCAGAGCCGCAAACACAUUUUUGUACACGUGUGUAGUCGUCACGUGUUUACAGGAAUCAAAGGUCAUCGACUUGCGUCACUGUAUGCAAAGAUUUCAUUUGUGAAUGUCUUUCGUUCGGGUUAAUUUAUCAUCCUGAUGUAUUUUGUUUUAGUUUUGCUUUAGUAGUUUAAGAAAACAUUUCUAUUUAUUUUUCAGUUCUGUAUCCUCACCUUGGAGAAUGAUUAGUGUUAAUACAAUGAAAUCAUGAUCUUUUGUACCAAGGAAAAUGUCUGCUCCUCUCUUCAACGUUGUAUGUUAUUACUUCUUAACAUAACUUUACUCAACUAGGAAGCUGACUUUCCAUGGCAGCCUUUUUUGCUAAUGACUACAACUCCCUGGACAUGACUAAAGGGGGUUGCCCUUAUUGUGUUGACAAAAAAAACUACAAAUAUGGAUGACAGGGAACCGAACCCCCAGUGUCCCUCCUUACAGGCGUUUGAAUUGUCAUGUCUUUGAUGGCUGCAAAUGUGCUCCUCUAUUUCUUAAUGUGAGAGCUGAAGUAUAUGAAAGCUUAAUGAACGCAAAUGUCAUCUUGAGGUGAUUUUAUUUAUUUAUUGUCUCCUUGGGGGGCGGGGAUCCGGGGACGCGGAAGAGGAACCCACCUUUUGAUGCGGUGUUAUUCUCUGUGAUGAAGAGAAAAUAUGUCGGUGGGAGGGGGGUUAGAAGUCAAUUGUGUAAAAUAAAAAAAAGCUAAGAAUAUAAACCUUUUUUUGUUCUCUUUUUGUAUUAAAAAUAUGCUUGCAGUAAAAAAAAA
Oncorhynchus keta (chum salmon) is the source of this 27337-nucleotide messenger RNA. RefSeq names its product microtubule-actin cross-linking factor 1-like. Gene Ontology annotation, cellular component: membrane; cell junction; keratin filament. The record is from RefSeq and is a predicted model, not a curated record. Gene Ontology annotation, molecular function: microtubule binding; structural molecule activity; keratin filament binding. Gene Ontology annotation, biological process: intermediate filament bundle assembly; wound healing. Lineage: Eukaryota; Metazoa; Chordata; Actinopteri; Salmoniformes; Salmonidae.